AUGCCUAGCAGUGAAGUUCUACGUACGUUGAGAUGGCUCACUCGCAGCGCCAAUGGUGUGCUUAAGCAGCCCCAAACCGUGAUGCAAGGAUGUGCCAACUCUUCAUCUCGGCUUAUGGCAACUGUUUCAGAAGCAACACCCGAAAGAUUCACUCAGACCGACAGCGACGCAUCAAGGACGCCUUGGCAACCUCCUGCUCCUGCCCUCGUUACUAUUCACUCCUUUCCAUCAAUGACGCCUCUCCGCUUCGAGGAAUACUCGCCAGACCAUCUACUUGUUCCUCUUCGAAGGGACUUACUCCACCGUGCGGUUGUUUACGAGGGUGAUAAGACUCGCCAGGGUACCGCGAGCACAAAAUGGCGUGAUGAUGUGCACGGAAGUGGACGAAAACUCGCCCCUCAAAAGGGUACCGGUAAUGCGCGAGUUGGAGACAAGAAAUCUCCUAUUCGACGAGGUGGUGGUGUUGCACAUGGUCCUCAUCCACGAGACUUUUCCACCGACCUUCCCAAAAAAAUGUACGACAAGGCUUGGAGGAUUGCACUGAGCUAUCGCUACACGCGCGGUUCGCUACUGGUUGUGGAUAAUCUCAAAAUGCCUGAAAACUCCUCGCCGUGGUUCUGGAAGAGAUUCUUUGAGGUUAAUGCCUGGGGCAAGGGACAUGGUGGAUGUACCUUUGUCAAGGAUCGCAUGGAUGAGGAUCUGUUCGGCGCCAUUGCUGAGUUCCAAGAGCACGGCAGAAUACUCGACAGACCUGAUCUGGAUGUGAAGGAUAUUUUGAAGAAUGGGAAGUUGAUUAUCGAAAAGAAAGCCUUGGACAAAAUCCUUCGAGAUCACUCCAGAGAUCUUCCCACGCCACCACCCAAGGCUCUCUACCCUGAAGGAAUGUAUUUCUCUUGA
This is a messenger RNA of Talaromyces marneffei, 897 nucleotides long. RefSeq lists its product as uncharacterized. The coding region runs from base 1 to 897 and encodes 298 amino acids. Gene Ontology annotation, cellular component: ribosome. Gene Ontology annotation, biological process: translation. NCBI's taxonomy places the organism in Eukaryota, Fungi, Ascomycota, Eurotiomycetes, Eurotiales, Trichocomaceae. Gene Ontology annotation, molecular function: structural constituent of ribosome. The transcript has 2 exons. The record is from RefSeq and is a predicted model, not a curated record.